AUGCUACGAGACUUUCUGCUGCUGUCCGCCGUCGCCGUUUGCGUGCCAGGGCAGUUUCCGUACCAGGCGUCGCUGCAGGUCUCUGCCUUGGGUACCAGGCACCACAGCUGCGGCGGAGCCCUCAUCUCCAUCUCUGCCGUCCUCACCGCCGCCCACUGUGCUCAGAACUCCACAUACUACGCGGUGGCCGGAGAACUGAAGCUCAGUACUGACGAAGGCACCGAACAGACGUCACUGAUGGCAGAGCAGAUCGUGCACCCUGACUAUCCAGGAGAUAACGUACUUAUUGUCAACGACAUCGCCAUCUUCAAGCUGGGCACCGCAUUAUCUCUGAACUCCUGCGUGCAGACCAUUCAGCUGCCCAGCGCGGGAUCCAUCCCUCAGUCGGGCUCAGUCGCGAUCAUAUCCGGCUGGGGCAGCACGCCUACUGAGCCAACGUCGGACGCCCUGCUGUGGCUGGAACUCCCCAUCAUAGACCUGGACACCUGCCGACAGGCGUUGGGAGCCAUCGGGGAGGACCAGGUGGUGGACACCAUGGUGUGCACAGCCCCAGGCACGAACGGCGGCGGCGUCUGCAAUGGCGACUCCGGCGGUCCUCUGGUGCUGAACGGUGACGUCAUCGGCCUCUCGUCGUGGACUAUCUAUCCGUGCGGUUCAGACGGUCCAUCUGGCUUCACUAGGGUUUCUGCUUACAUUGAUUUCAUCAGCCAGUACCUGUAG
Schistocerca americana (American grasshopper) is the source of this 720-nucleotide messenger RNA. RefSeq names its product elastase-1-like. Lineage: Eukaryota; Metazoa; Arthropoda; Insecta; Orthoptera; Acrididae. The transcript is spliced from 6 exons. Gene Ontology annotation, biological process: proteolysis. The coding region runs from base 1 to 720 and encodes 239 amino acids. The record is from RefSeq and is a predicted model, not a curated record. Gene Ontology annotation, molecular function: serine-type endopeptidase activity.